Chenopodium quinoa (quinoa) is the source of this 1826-nucleotide messenger RNA. RefSeq names its product F-box protein At4g22280-like. Lineage: Eukaryota; Viridiplantae; Streptophyta; Magnoliopsida; Caryophyllales; Amaranthaceae. The transcript has 4 exons. Bases 315 to 1562 code for a protein of 415 amino acids. Gene Ontology annotation, molecular function: protein binding. The record is from RefSeq and is a predicted model, not a curated record.
GAGUAGGGUUGGAUAAGAACUGAAUUGCUAAUAGGUUUGGGCCGUUUGGCAUGGGCUUUGGGUUCACAUUAAUAGUUAAUGUAGACCAGUCCACAUAAGAAUUUUCAGAAAAUAAAAAUCCAAUAAAAUGGGCUGAGCAUAUAAAAUCCUAAUCCUGUAACUCUGUAAGUGUUGGAAUUAAGAAAUCCACUAUCUUUAUCUGUCCUCCCUAAAUAAAUUAUAUUCAGCAAAACUUUCAGAAGCAGUGAACAAAUAAUACCAGAACAAACUUUCAGAGUGUUCGAGUGUAGUCGACAAUUUCAGCCGGUUGAGCAAUGAUAUUAUUGUGUCAUAUAUUGUCUCGAUUGUCUUUGAGAGAAGCCGUCUCAACAAGUGCCCUUUCCCGUAGAUGGCGCAACUUGUGGACUGAAAGCAUUGGCUCCAAAUUGAUCUUUUCAUAUCCUGCUACUCAUGAUUAUGAUUCUAGACUAAGUUUAAGACAACCCAUCCUAGCAAAGGGAAUAAGUCGUUUUUUGGAAGUCGUUAAGCCAACAUUCGAUGAACUAACUAUUCGUUUCAGUUUCAAUUCCGAUACUGGUAGUAGUUAUCAAGCCAUCAAUAGGUGGGUUCAAAUUGCGCUUACAAACAAGGUUACUCGCCUUCAUCUGGACUUUUCAUCACGGACUAGUUGCAAAAAUUACACUUUUCCAGCUAUACACAAGUAUUCUGGAAUACAUAACCUUAGAGAUGUUUGCUUUAAGUGUAUAAAUGUUUCGAGGGAGGUUAUUCACUGUAUGAUGUCAAAUAGUCCAUCUCUUGAGCGAUUAGCUGUGUGGGGAUCACGUUUUAUGCAUAAGAUUAGAGUCAACACACAAACACAAUCCUCUAAGUUGAAGAGCCUGGAGUUAGUGAAUUGUUACUAUCAAAGGAUUCAGAUCUCAUCACCAAAUCUGAUACAUUUGCGAUACAGUAGUGGUUUUGAGGGAUGCCUUGAACUAGAUUAUGUUCCCCUUUUAUCUCAACUUUCUAUAGGCUCUUCAUACUCCCGAAGCUUCAUAAGAAACGGUGGGGGGCUUUUUAUCAAUUACAUCUCUCAACUCAAGAGGCUUAAGCUGGAUAUCAAUUCUUGCACAGCAAAAAACUCUGUAGAUUACCUGCUGGAAUUUCCUAAACUCGCAAUGCUUGAGCAGUUAAUAGUUGAAGUGGUACCAGAUCGGUGGAGUUCUCACCCUUACGUUUGGCUAAUCAUGCUGAUAAAUGCUGCUCCAUCCCUGCAGAAAUUUUCAAUUAAGCUGAACAGGGUGGAGGUGUAUCUUGAUAAGGAUGAUAGUCACAAAAACUUACUUAACAUUAUUGGGAAAGAACGUCAUCGAAGCCUCAAGUUGAUUGAGAUGCUGAAAUUUAGUGGAGGUUACUUGGAAAUGGAACUUGGUCAGCAUUUGCUCAGUAUUUCUCCAUUGCUUGAGCAGCUUGUUGUUGUUAAGAAACCUUGUGCUCUUUAUGACAGUGUUGAAGAAUAUAGAAUGAAAGCUCAAAAGUUUAAUAAGUGGCUACCUCCCACUGCUAAAUUAGUUAUACUCUAACUAUGUAAUUCUUUAUCAAAGAGUUGACGCUUGAUUUUUAGUUGAGUCUGGAUCUUUCACGAUAGCUACUUGUAUUUAUGUAGUCACCUCCGUAAGGGGGGUGAAGUGCUAAACGUCGCUCCCAUUUAACAUACUAAUGCUCCCUUUUUGACAUGGAAGGACGAUAUUGCCCUUUGUUUAAGUUGUAGUGUAUAAUGAUAUAAUAUCAUUCCCGACCCCUCUACUUACUACCACGUGCUAAAAGAAAUCCCGAGUUCCCGACAC